This is a messenger RNA of Trichosurus vulpecula (common brushtail), 3963 nucleotides long. It is a transcript of the gene ZBTB24, whose product is annotated as zinc finger and BTB domain containing 24. The transcript has 7 exons. Gene Ontology annotation, molecular function: RNA polymerase II cis-regulatory region sequence-specific DNA binding; DNA-binding transcription factor activity, RNA polymerase II-specific; protein binding. Gene Ontology annotation, biological process: regulation of transcription by RNA polymerase II. The record is from RefSeq and is a predicted model, not a curated record. Gene Ontology annotation, cellular component: nucleus. The coding region runs from base 306 to 2267 and encodes 653 amino acids. NCBI's taxonomy places the organism in Eukaryota, Metazoa, Chordata, Mammalia, Diprotodontia, Phalangeridae.
GGGAGGGGGCGCGCCGCUACUUCCGGGGUUGUGAAGCCGGGACGCUGGUUCUCCGGCCGGCUGAGCGGGUGGCUGCUGUGGAGGUGUGAGGAGUGAGACUCGGGGUGCCCCGGGGUCGGGGUCUGCCCUGGCUGCCCUUUUGCCGGCGUCCCCGCUGCGGGGAGGGGCGGGCCCCGGCUGAACUAGCCUUCCCCUCAUUCUCGGGAAGGCAACGGCCCCCACCCCGGCCUCUGGCCUCGUCCGGGUGAUCCGCGGCAGCCCCGCUGCCCCAGCCAAGGUUUAGACCCUUUUGGCUUGAAACAAAAAUGGCAGAAGAAACUCCAGUGUCUUCUGAGAAGCUCAUUGUCCAUUCAGAGGCUCACAGUGGUACCAUUUUGGCUAAUUUUGAGGAACAAAGGAAAAGAGGCUUUCUCUGUGAUAUCACUCUAAUAGUGGAAAACGUACAUUUCCGGGCCCACAAAGCUUUACUUGCUGCCAGUAGUGAGUAUUUCUCAAUGAUGUUUGCAGAAGAAGGGGAGAUAGGCCAGUCAAUAUAUAUGCUGGAAGGUAUGUUAGCAGACACAUUUGGUAUACUGCUGGAAUUUAUCUAUACAGGUUAUCUUCAUGCCAGUGAAAAAAGCACAGAACAAAUAUUGGCUACUGCUCAGUUUUUAAAAGUAUAUGACUUAGUAAAUGCUUACACUGACUAUCAAAGCAAUCAUAGCUCAGCAAAUCCAACCUCUUUGGCUACUGGUGGAGCUCCAGUAGUUGUUAUUUCUAAUAAGAAAAAUGAUGAUCCUCCCAAGCGAAAACGAGGAAGACCAAGAAAAGUAAAAAAUUUGCAAGCAGUAAAACCAGAAAUGGCUUCCCUUGAAGACAUCCAGCUUAGAGAGAAUAAUUCUGUUCAAAAUAAACAAAACUCUAUGGCAAAAACAGUAGAAGGAAGCAAUAGUAUAAUAGAUGAACAGAUCCCAGUAAGAGAAGUGGAAGAAUCUGAGCGUGCCUGUGGGUCUGGCGCUGUGGAAAUGCCAACAGAAGAAGAUGAGAACUGUGAUCCUAAGUCCCAGGAUGUUCAAGGCAGUCAGAGUCGCUACAGCAAGCGUAGAAUUCAGAGGUCUGUUAAACUUAAAGAUUAUAAACUUGUUGGGGAUGAAGAUGAUCAAUAUUCAGCAAAGAGAGUAUCUGGAAGAAGAAAACACACUGGUUCUGAGGCUCGCUGUAAAGAGUGUGGCAAGGUGUUUAAGUACAAUCACUUUUUAGCAAUCCAUCAGAGAAGUCAUACAGGAGAACGACCUUUCAAAUGUAAUGAGUGUGGAAAAGGUUUUGCCCAGAAGCACUCAUUGCAAGUUCACACAAGGAUGCACACAGGGGAACGGCCAUAUACCUGUACUGUUUGCAGUAAGGCUUUAACUACAAAGCAUUCUCUACUGGAGCACAUGAGCCUACACACAGGACAGAAGUCUUUUACCUGUGAUCAGUGUGGAAAGUAUUUCAGCCAGAAAAGACAGCUGAAGAGUCAUUACCGAGUCCAUACAGGCCAUUCAUUACCGGAAUGUAACCACUGUCAUCGCAAAUUCAUGGAUGUAUCUCAGUUAAAGAAACAUCUAAGAACACACACAGGUGAAAAGCCAUUUACUUGUGAAAUCUGUGGCAAAUCUUUUACAGCAAAAAGUUCUCUUCAGACACACAUCAGAAUACAUCGAGGAGAAAAGCCAUAUUCUUGUGGCAUAUGUGGGAAAUCCUUCUCUGAUUCCAGUGCUAAGAGGAGACACUGUAUAUUGCACACAGGCAAAAAGCCUUUUUCCUGCCCCGAGUGUAAUUUGCAGUUUGCACGCUUAGACAACUUGAAGGCUCACUUAAAAAUCCAUAGCAAAGAAAAACCCUUUCCAGAAGCUCCUAAUGCUCCCAGCAGCAGCAACACAGAGGAAGUGAGGAAUAUUCUCCAUCUCCAGCAGUAUCAACUUUCCACCUCUGGAGAGCAAGAAAUUCAACUCCUCGUAACAGACUCAGUCCAUAACAUCAAUUUCAUGCCUAGUCACAGUCAAGGAAUCAGCAUUGUCACAGCGGAAGGCACCCAGAACAUGGCAGCUGACCAAGCUGCUGACCUUACAGUGCUUACCCAGCAGCCAGAACACCUGCAGGGUUUGAUUCUUUCAGCUCAGCAUGACCAAACGGAGCACAUCCAGAGUCUCAAUAUGAUGGACAGCCAGAUAGAAACCUCACCGACUGAGCAGGUGCAUAUAAUCACCCUGUCCAAGGAAACCCUGGAGCAUCUUCAUGCUCACUGAGAACCAGCUGAGGAACUUAGAAGUGGCCCCUUCAUGUUCAGCUCAGCACAUGCAGCAGACCCAGGGAUCAAGCUGACAGGCCAGGAGAUGCUGUGUGGCCCAGCCCUCACAGCUUAAUGAACAGUUCAACAGAAGUAUAAUUCUAUGAGAGUUACGUUAAUCUGAUGUUUGUCCAUAAGCUGACAAUGCUGUGAUAAUGACAUUUGAAGUCAGGCUUUCUGAUAUUGACUGGUUGGUUCUGAUAUGCAAAGUUGUUUUCAUCCUUUCAGAUACUAGUAAAGUAAUAUUUAUAAUGCUUUACAUUCAGAGCUGUAAAGUGGCUUGAACUUACUUGCUUUGAACUUAUUAUGUGACUUGAACUGACCUGUUUGGUGAUAUUGGUGAAAAACUUUCGCCUUUAUUCCAUCUCUUAGGUCUUGGAUUUUCACUCAGGUGCUCUAUUAUAAUGAAGGCAAUUGUGACUUGUAUGUGGGAGUUGAAAUUCACACCCUUGUGCUAUAUUUCCAAUCUUCAGGAUGACGGUUCUGCUAAAUGUAUUUUGGGUCUUUGAUGAACUGCAAAAGUCAGUCACAUGUUAGUUUAAAUUGGACAUAUUUGUUGGUUUUGCUUCCUUGUUACUGAUGAAUACAGAAUUGCCACUAAAAGCUAAAAAGUGCUAUGUAUGUCAAGCCUUCAUAAUACGUUAAGGAGUACAUUCUUUGACCCUCUGACACCAAAGAAUUAGUAACAGUCUUGUACUUGAAUUAUUUCAUGAUUCUGUAAGUCUACUACAUUCAGCAUCCAAACAGUCAGAAAACUAAAAGAACAUAUGUGUAAGUUUUCAGAGGGAACAUAUUCUGAACAAAUGGAUGUAUUUCUUAAAAGUAAUAUUCAGAGAAUGCUGUGGGAUGAGUACAGAUUUCAGCCUACUGUUUUUCAUCUUCAUUACUCUACAAUGAUACUUGAUAUUCUUGAAGGGUCUUCCAAAUCAUUAGAAAGGUGAUAUGAAAUCUAAUGUAUGUUACCACAUUCUCAUUGUCUGAAAUCCAAUUUAGACUAAAGGAAAAUUCACACAAAAGUUAGACAUAAUUUUUUUAAAUGUCUUUUAAUGAUUCAAAGAGCAGUUUUCCUUUCUUUGGACCCCUGCUAAGCCUUACACAAUUAGUAACCACUUUGUACUUUUAAUGAUUUUCCAAUUGAGUCAUCAUAGAAAUAUUAAAUUGUGUUGGGUAUAAUCUUUAGUGCUGUAUAUUUUGGUUAUACUUUUCUGUUGGAUUAAUUAAGGGUUCUUGAGAAAAUCCAAGGAUAUAAUUUGGUUAUUUACAAUUUAAUUGUGGGACAGAAUAGGAAAAUCAGACACUCAAAUACUGGGCAUAGUUCAUUCAAGGUGGCUUUUGCAUUAGUUCCUAGUUUUUAAGUAUCCCUGAUUUCUAGCCUUCAAAUAUGUGUUUUGGAAGUCGAAGUAAUGGUGUUCUUCAGGUUUGUUGAAGAAUCACAGCUCAUUUUUACAUAUUUGAUGUGCUGUAUUUUUAUUAUAUGGAAUUCAGUUUCCAAAGUAAUCUAUUUUAUGUAUAAUGAGAAGAGCAAUGUUACGUGAAUUCUAACUAGGCCAAAGGUAGAAGCUAAAGUUUUAUAAAGAGUUGUUGACAAAAUAGUAUUUUGUGUUCUUCCCUGUAUAACUUAACCUUGUAAAUAAAUGAGAACUACUUAACUCAUA